Hylaeus volcanicus is the source of this 7355-nucleotide messenger RNA. It is a transcript of the gene cyc, whose product is annotated as protein cycle. The transcript is spliced from 15 exons. Lineage: Eukaryota; Metazoa; Arthropoda; Insecta; Hymenoptera; Colletidae. Gene Ontology annotation, cellular component: transcription regulator complex; cytoplasm; nucleus. Gene Ontology annotation, biological process: regulation of transcription by RNA polymerase II. The coding region runs from base 250 to 2925 and encodes 891 amino acids. The record is from RefSeq and is a predicted model, not a curated record. Gene Ontology annotation, molecular function: DNA-binding transcription factor activity, RNA polymerase II-specific; protein dimerization activity; RNA polymerase II cis-regulatory region sequence-specific DNA binding.
GCGAAGGUUGCCGAUGCCGUGGUCCUCCUCGUGCAUCGUUCGCUCCACGAAGUGGCCGCCUCUUCUUUCGGUAGCACGUGGCCGACUCGACGAACUCGCGACACUCGGCGACGGUCAUCCGCGAGCGGCACGACCUCGUCGAAGAGGCACCCUCGAAGCACGAGGGCAUCGGCUGAGAGGGGGGAAGGCGAGAGGCCUUCUGCGCUCCUCGAGGAUGCCGCCGCUUCCUCGUCGUCGGCGACGACGUGGAUGUACGCGCUUCUCGACGAGGGUGGAUUACUGUCAGAGAGCGGUGGUGUCGUGGAGAAUGACGUUGUGGUCGGCGAUGCCACCUGCGUGAGGAGCUGCGACCCCCAUCAACACCAACGGCAACAUCCCCCGCAUCGUCAUUACGGCCAAGAGCAGCCCCACCUCCGAGAGCACCAGCAGCAAUAUCAACAACGUCAGGAGGUGGAGCUGGAAGAUCUGCUGUGCUUUCGUGGACCACCGGAACAGGAGAUGGUGGCCCAAGAAAUGGCACAGAGUUACACGCAGCUCCUCCAUCCGAAUCAGGAGCCGCAGGAAUUCAUAUCCUUGGAGGAGUUACAGCCGCAUCUGCACCAGGAGCAUCACGUCCACGACAACCAUGGCCAGGUGGUGUCGACGAUGCCGUCGACGAACGCUCAACUCUACCAACACCAUCAUCAACAGCACCAGCAACGAAGUUACUAUAAUCUCUCGGCCGUCCAAGAAAAUUCCUGUUCCACGGUUUACUUCGGCGACAUAGGUACGGGCUCGGGGGUGGGAGAAGUAACCGCCGUCUCGGCGGGGGGUGGCAAAGGUCUCAGCCUGACUCCAACCCCCGCCAGCAACAGCAACAACACAACCACCGCCGCCCCCAGUACCACCGGCGUUACCACCAUUACCACCACCACCGACACCACCCCGCAGGUCGUAACGGGGGCUGAACCGCCCCAGCAUAUGGAGACACCCCCGACUAUGGUCCCCGACCAGGCACCCGCCUCCGGCCAUCACUACCACCGUCACCAUCAUCAUCGUCAUCAUCACCAACGCAGCGCAUCCUCCACCCCCAGCCAUGAGCCGACCACCACCGAUACCUCCGACGAAUUCGUCGCGGUUUCCAGAAAGCGGAAGCUCUCCUGCCACGACGGUAGUGACUUGUUGGACGACACGGGAGAUGAUGCCAAAUCUGUUCGCACAAACGAUGACAGUAAAAAACAGAAUCAUAGUGAGAUCGAAAAGAGAAGGAGAGACAAGAUGAACACUUACAUCACGGAGCUUUCAGCGAUGAUACCGAUGUGCCACGCGAUGUCUCGCAAACUCGAUAAGUUGACCGUAUUGAGAAUGGCGGUGCAACACUUGAAGACCAUCCUGGGUGCCGUUACCUCAUAUACGGAAGGUCACUAUAAGCCAGCAUUCCUCAGUGAUCAAGAGCUUAAAACGCUCAUACUUCAAGCCGCGGAGGGUUUUGUCUUCGUGGUGGGCUGUGAUCGCGGAAGAAUUCUUUACGUUUCCGAGUCUGUUUUGCAGACACUCAACUAUUCUCAGGGCGACCUGUUGGGUCAAAGUUGGUUCGAUAUCCUGCACCCUAAAGAUGUUGCCAAGGUGAAGGAACAGUUAUCUUCUUCGGAUCUCAGUCCACGUGAACGUUUAAUAGACGCCAAAACAAUGUUACCAGUGAAGACGGACGUACCACAAGGUGUAUCGAGACUCUGUCCAGGUGUUCGGAGGUCUUUUUUUUGUAGGAUGAAACGAAAAGUGGAAAGUGUUCGUUGUGGCAAGUUACAAGUAAAAGAGGAAGCUGACACUACCAGCGGCUGUCAUCGACGAAAAAAGCAACAAAACGUCGACUGGAAGUACUGUGUGAUUCAGUGCACUGGUUACCUAAAAUCUUGGGCACCAGCAAAAAUCGACCUCGAGGAACAGGAAGGUGACGGGGAUGGGGAUGUUUGCAAUUUAUCCUGUUUGGUAGCAGUCGGUCGUUUGCAGUCCACAAUACCUGCGUCCUUGCCUAAGAAGCCACGAUUAAGGCCUAUAAAAUUUAUUUCGCGACACGCAAUGGAUGGGAAAUUCCUAUUCGUUGAUCAAAGGGCUACCUUAGUAUUAGGUUUUCUACCGCAAGAGCUCCUCGGUACGAGCAUGUACGAGUACUAUCAUCACGAUGAUAUACCUCAUCUCGCGGAAUCUCACAAAGCUGCUCUUCAGGCCACUGAAUGCGUCACCACGCAGAUAUACAGGUUUAGAACCAAGGGUUCCAGCUUCGUGAACCUUCAAUCCGAAUGGAAAUCGUUCAGAAAUCCGUGGACCAAAGAUAUCGAGUACCUAAUAGCUAAAAAUUCUGUUACUUCCUGUGACCCUCGUUCGACCACAAAUAGCGGAAAUAGAUCUGAGGAUUCCAGCGUUCAGGGCAACUACGACUAUUUCACGCAAAGUAACGGUGAAUUAGAAAGAUUGAUCUCAAGCCACGUAGAGGUAAGUAAAAUCGGACGACAAAUAGCGGAAGAGGUUCUGGACCUUCAAAGACGCGGAGAGGAUUCUUCUUCCGGUAGCAGUCCUGUGCCAGGACCAGAACCUACUUUGUUAAAUACCGAGUCCCAGAUUACCACAACCGCAUCGCCAGAAAGAGUGCAGGAUGUGUCGCAAUCGGCGAGAGGUAGCAGCAACAGUAGCAGCAAUCCUACACCAACGUACAACCACAUUGCAAACAACUUGCAGCUGAACAGCAUCGCGAACGACCAAGGAACGUCACCUGAUGAAGACAUGAUGGAUAUGAUCGGUGGUACGACGAUAAACGAAUCACCAAACCCGGUUCCGUCGGAUGGCAACGACGAGGCAGCGAUGGCCGUGAUAAUGAGCCUUCUAGAGGCCGACGCAGGCUUAGGUGGCCCCGUGGACUUUUCCGGUUUACCCUGGCCGCUUCCAUAGUACAUUUUAAUCAUGACGAGAGCAGUGAACUUCAGUGCCUGGAGUGCGACUCGCGUUUACUUGUCCUAGUACCUAGAGAACUGUGUACACUGUACACAGCAUCAAGUGAGGACCAAGUUGAUAUUUCUCUUUACGUUGUGUUUGAGUACGUGAUCGAUGUCUUAUCAUACCUGUGUUUCCACGUUCUGGGAAUUCUGGUAAUCGAACAUUUCCAUAUGUUCUCCUCUCCAAUUUUUGUAAAUAAUUUGAGAACGUGUUUGGUGCUGAGACGGUGCUGUUUAAAGAAUGCGGUUAUUGUCGAGCGUUUAAUUUAAUAGACAUAUCAUUUCUGUGAUCAAGAACAGGAUAUCAAACGUACACGAACAGUUAAUCGAAUAAGUUUAAGUGAACUUUUGUCUUCAUUUCGUGUGAGAAUGAGACACAAAAACCGGUCCGGAGUUCGUGGCCAUAAUCUUCAAGCAAUCGUCGCGUCGUAAUCAGUUUCAUCGAGGGUGAUUCGUUGAUAAACUUAAAUGACCUUUGAAAAUAAAACAUAUUUUUUUAAUGUCACGUACAAGAUUAUUAAAAGGCUUUUCAGUAGACUGUAAUCGAAGGUAUGCUAUUUUUAAUUUUUCUACGCGAAUGGAUGCGACCUGAAUACUUUGAUAAAUUUACAUUUAUCGUAAUUCUAGUUGGCCUUGUUGAUUCAAACAAUUGUUUAGAGGUGCCAAUUUAGAAUAUUCGCUCAAGACCCUCGCGCGACAACAUCGGGUCUCCUACCUCAAGUUUUGCAUUUUACUUUAAUCUAUUGAUCUACUUCCGCCUAGUUUCAUCUUCGAUGAGAACAAUAUGCAGGUCGGUCUGAGUAGUAACACAAGCCACUUAAUUAUCUCGAAAAGCGUAAGUAUUAAGGAAAAACUAAUCGAAAAUUGCACGAUUCAGAAAUAAGUAUGGUAAACACCGAUUGUUUCAGCCGCUCAAAGCCAUCGUGAAUUGCCUACAGAUAUAUCUGUUGCUCCAUUUAUUGUAUCGUCAUACAAAUACGCAUACACUAUUACAAAGAAAGGACUUGACUUGCCCUCCUUAAAUAAUAUAAAUAAAUGAAUAAACAAAAAUCGAUAUAAAUAAAAUCAAAUAUUCGGUUGAAUUGCUAAGUCUAAUGAUAGACACUAAUAUUUGUUAAGUGAUCGGGUAUCUACACCUAGUGGUUGAAAUAUAGGAACAAGGACAUGUAUUCUAUCACUCUGCAGAAGCAGAUCGAAAUUCUCCUUGUUAAUCUCUUAAAGACAAAGAAACGUAGUCGUACAAUAAGAGAGCAGAUGCCACUGACGUUCCUGAUGUCGCUUGUAGACUGGUGAAAGGCCUUGAGCAACCAAAACAUCCAAUAAAUUUGAAGGUUUGAAAGCCUUCAUUGUAUAAAUCCUAUAAUGAUAAUAACACCAUCCCAUUUAAAGAAGUAAAGAUAAUAUUGGAACGUUUAACGUGCAGAAAUAUAAUUAUCGUAAUAAUAACAACCCCCCGUGAAUCGUGCAAGUUUCGUUGAAAAAAUGUCUAAAUAUAUUUUCGAAGAUAUUUAAGUGACUGGACCACCCUGCACAUACCCUGAGGUUUAUUUUAAAAAAUCGAUUAUAUGGAUAUUUAUAUGUAUAUAAAAUUCAUUGCACACUAUCCGUUUCGUAUGACGAAGACCUAAGCUAAUGCUGUACAUAUAUGUAUCUCAACCUUUUACACGGUUAUUAGUAUAAAUGUCUUGUCGUGCCACUCAAUACAAGUGAAAGUAACACCUUACGGUUGUCAACACACCGUGAGAAAUAUUAGUUCUGAAAGAUCUAAUGAUGAAAUGUCCAAAUUAAGCUCAUUGAAAUUUGAAUUACGACGAAUUCACUAUACUACCUAAUAGAGUGGUGGGCCAUAACAGUAUACUAAUAUGCGAGACACGUAUAGACAGACUCGUGCAUUCGUAUGUGUCAGCGGACUCUACCACUCCACUAAGUGGUAUGGUAAAGUCGUCGUAAUUCAAAUCUCAACCAACUUAGCCGUGGACAUUUCUGAUCUAACAAGGGAACAUAUCCAAUUGUCACACACCGAUUUUGAUAAAAUUGAUGUGGUAGGUAGUUCUCAAAAAAAAUAUUUGACACGUAUUUUUUUUAUCGGCAAUCGUUCAUAUUGAAGGGGUGAAAACAGCUCCUAAAGUUGCGGGUGAAUACAAUGUUUUUUUAAAUAUCUUGAAAAGUAGAGAAGCUAGGACAAAAUUUUUUUUUCAAAACGAUGCAUUUUUGAAUGGGUAAUUUACUCGUGCCAAAAGAAAUUGUUUAUUUAUUUAUUUAUUUGAAUAAUUUAUUUUUGAAAUCAAAUCGGCGUGUGACAAUUGGAUAUGUUCCCUCGUAAGGCUGGAUGCAUACUAUCGAUUUUCGCUCGCAUAAUGGUUUAAACGCUAUAGGUAUGAAUUCAAGAACAAAUGUAGUAUGAAACUUGAUCUUCAAGCUCCAACAUAGAAAAGAUGAUCAAGAAUUCCUUAUUUGAUGGUUUUCGAAUUUAAUUAUUAUUUUGUUUUAUAAUUAAUAGAUCUCAAAACUCAAAAUUAGCUCUGAAAAUGUUUAAUACGUUCGCCUAUUCGAUUUCUCAAAUAUUACUCACUCUACAAAGUAGAAAGUCGGUAAUAUGGAUCAUACAGGGAUUUAAAGAAGCUCUCUGGAGGUACUAGUUCCGCCAACUAAGAAAUGAGGAACUCAAAUGUUUCAAAUGCGCAAGGUAAAUGAGCAAAAGACAUUUACUACCACUACUACACGAUGCGUAGUCAUACUACACGAAAAUACAUAAAAGAACCUCAUCACAGGCAUCGUCAUUGAGUAGCUUGCAACGACAAAUAGUCUUUUGCGCAUUUGUCUUCCGCAUGUGCGGCACUUGGGUGACUUGUUUUCCCAUUAACGGUGGUAGUAGUUCCUAAAGACUUUGUCCCCUGUUAAUAUAUAGCCUGUAUGCUUCUUGGUGACAGAUUAAGGUUGCGUGUAAAUAUGUAUCUCUCAGAAUGCGUGAUAUGACGCUAAGCGUACCUAAUUAAAUUGUAAGAAACCAUGGUAAGUCGUUUUGGGAGUCGUGAAGAGUCACGAUGUUCGUUGCGACAUUCGUUGUUUUAAGUCAGUGGUUCUUAAUCGUUUUAAUCUCACGCAUAAUUUAAAAGAAGAUUCUUAAACUUUCGGCACAGUUUAGAAACAGUAGAACUUGAUGCAAUACACUAACAUUCGACAAAGGAAAUAACUUGGUCCAAAGUAAGCGUCAGUUUAAAUAUAAGUAUCUAUAUGUCAUCUUGAACAUCUAUGUCUAUUCAUAUGUCUAUAAACAUCUUCUUGAACGUAUUACAUUUAGGUCUUCUUCGGUAAAGCAUACUGAAAUGAAAUAUCAGUCUAAAAAAAAAAAAAGAAAUAUUAAAGAAGAAACGUUAGGGUCAAUAUCGCUAUAAAGGUCACUGAUAAAAUUUUAAAGAAUUUGGUAAUAAUAUUUUCAUAUGACAUCUAAUUGAUCUGUAUUCUUUAGUUUGAAUAUGAAUUAAUUUAUGAAUAUAUACACGAAGAAGAAAUAAUUUCUUUUCAAAAAAAUAAAAUUGAUCCAAUAAAAUGUUAAACUGAUGCUGGUUUCAGAUCUAAAUUUUACCUCUAUUGAAUUGUGAUAAUAAAAACUAUUAAAGUGGUUAAGAAUCACUGCUUUAAAAACUUAGGACCACGACAAGAAUCGGACGACGCGAUAUUAGAAUCGAGUGUAGUGACUAGAACACGAUCAAUGCCAUCAGCGUCUGCUGUGAUGAGUUGUUAGGUUACAAAUGCUAUAAGAUUACAAGAUGCUAGUACACUAAUUAGGGGUGUCUUGUGAUAACAUGAACGAAACCUUCGCGCCGUUUCACUUCCAAUACAAUUCUAAGAUUGAAGCAAAAUUGGCUAUCGAAUUAAACAUUUGCUCUGGUGAUUGAAAUCUUUACUUUUUGGAUUACAAUUAUCUCUGAUCAUCGUACAUUCUUGGAAUAUAAAUUUUUAGAGACUCUCGAAAUACACUCAAGGAACCAUGUAUCGAUGCAGAAUAUUUUAUUCUUAAAUAGAUGUAGAAUUCUUCUGUUUUUUGUUUAGCAUUUUUCAUCACGAAAAUAGAUUUUUAUUCAAGUAAGUAAUUUAUUCGUGUAUAUCUCGUUUCUGCGUACCCUUUUCAUUAUAUGUAUAAUCUUCUUGUCUCAGGUAAAUCUUGCCUCGGAUUUGUAUUUUUAUAAACUUUAUCACGUAAUUUUUUCACGCAACGAUACGUCCUAUUGUUUUCUACAUAUAGAUUUGUAAAAGAAUAUUUUUCCAAAUUACUCCAUUAUGCAGCUAAGUGAAUCGAUUUAAACAAAAAUUAAUUUACAUAUGUUACAUAAAAAUAAUGUACAUAAAGCGUGUAUAUGUAAAUAAAUAUAUAUUACCACACAA